This is a messenger RNA of Drosophila elegans, 731 nucleotides long. RefSeq lists its product as uncharacterized. The record is from RefSeq and is a predicted model, not a curated record. Lineage: Eukaryota; Metazoa; Arthropoda; Insecta; Diptera; Drosophilidae. The transcript has a single exon. Bases 21 to 575 code for a protein of 184 amino acids.
UGAAACUAAGAAGCGACGCGAUGGAGCAAAAUAAUAUUGCAGAUAAAACCCAAGUAACAACUGUCUGUUCGUCGGCUCUAAUGGAAAACGUGGCCAGCAUGAGUGCCGAUUCCUGCGAUGACCUGUCCGACAUUGAGCUCAAGGACGUGCCUGCCCAGCUGGAGACCACCCUGAAGCCGCGGCCAUACGAGGCCAGCACUCUGUUCAACAUCAACAUUGAAUCAGAGUAUACGCUUGCACUUAGUGAUAACACACAUGAAGAGGUGUUGGAGAAGUACAAGGAGCGCGCCCAGAAGGAACAGCACAAGUUCUUUGACUUCGUGAUGCGGGCAACACUGGACGAGGACAACCGGCCAAUGAGCUUCAAGCCCAACGAGGAGCAGCAGCGUCACCUCGAUCAGGGCCCCAAUUUGCAGAACUUCGUACGGGGCUCUUUGGAUUUCAUUAAUAUCGCUACACGAUUCCAGGCGAAGCACGAGGAGAUGAUGGAGCUGCUGGACAGCAUAGAGGAUCACACUCAGUUCAUCCAGAAUAACAUGUUCAACAAUGCUGCGCACCAGAAUCUAGCCAGUUAGACAGUAUCCAGCAUAUGACGAAAGGCUACCCCAAAACUGUUGAAAUCAUAGACUUUUAGCUUAGUACGCAGCUAUUUCAAGCUGUAGAAAUUUUUUAAAACCAGCUCCAUUACUCAAUGUGAUAGGUAAACCUAUUAAUAAACUGUACAAAUCAAA